Messenger RNA from Hypoxylon trugodes, 2458 nucleotides. RefSeq names its product alpha/beta-hydrolase. The record is from RefSeq and is a predicted model, not a curated record. The coding region runs from base 335 to 2344 and encodes 669 amino acids. The transcript is spliced from 4 exons. NCBI's taxonomy places the organism in Eukaryota, Fungi, Ascomycota, Sordariomycetes, Xylariales, Hypoxylaceae.
AGGCUAAAAACCUGGUUACGACUGGGGGAAUCGCCUCUAGACUCGAUUAGGUGGUUGGGGUGCAUUAUGCCAUGCAACAUUCAUCUCCACGUUCCUCGUACAGCCUAGACCAUAGCAUUUUUGGCCUAUACUAGAGGAUAUAUGCAUCUCGCAAUGUGCUGUGGUUACAUGAAGCCAAGGAGAUGGGACGAGAUGGCCCGAAUUCCAGUGGGCGUUGGUCGUGAUGUUUAUCCUUACACGGUCCAAAUAUGACUAACUACAAAUCUUUCCUUUAGGUGGUCAGCUAUUGUCGUCGCCCUGCUGUGGUAUCGUAUCAAUCUCAAUUGCAUCCACAAUGCUGCUCCAAUUGGCACUGGCGGCAUUCGUCGUCGGAGCCAAAGCGGUCCCUUCCCCGCAGACAUUGGAUUCUAGCCUCACUUUAUUGAUCGACAACGAUCUACAAGGUGUUGAUGGAUCUGCGUCCAAGUCCGGGGUCUUACUGCUCGAAGCGCGCUCACUGGAUGCCGCCUGCAAGGCGUGUAAAGCCGUAGGCGAAGAUCUCUGGUCGCCGGAGUCGGGGAUAGAGAAUAUCAAGAAGAAUUUGGAUUAUCUCAAAUACGUGGACUCAGGCUCGGACGAUUCGCGAUUUUGGAUAGCAUCAAACAAUGGGUCUGCUCAGGCUAUAGACUUAGAUGGAAAUACAUCGCGAGCCAGGCCCGACGUAGAACUACCGGUUCUCUGCACACAAUCAGCGCCGUUUUCUAAUGAGACAUCUCAAGAUGCUAGUGAGAAGUGGCAGGUCACAGUUAAGUCUAACAAUGAGGUACUCACGGGAUACCGGGACCAUCUGAGCUUCCGCUUCCUAGGGAUUCGGUAUGCUCCUCAGCCCAAGCGAUUUACGUACUCGGAGCCAUACGUUGGUAAUGGUGGCAAUGUUUCUGCAUUGAAAUACAAUUCUGAAUGUGUACAAGCUGGAAAUGUUGGAGCUGAAGAUUGUCUAUUCUUGAACGUUUGGACUACCUACAUCCCGGGUCCUGAGUCGGCUGCGAAUAAACUGAAGCCAGUUAUGUUCUGGAUACAUGGAGGUGCCUUCAUAAACGGAUCACCAAACGAUCCCACAUUCGACGGGGGCAAUCUAGCCACAAGAGGGGACGUUAUCGUAGUCACCGUCACCUACCGACUAAGCACUCUCGGAUUCUUAGCACUGGACGAUGGCGUUACCAACGGCAAUUAUGGAAUUGCCGACCAAAUCAACGCUCUCGAUUGGGUGCGAAAGAACAUCAAAGAUUUCGGAGGUGACCCAGAUAGAAUCACCAUAUUUGGGCAGUCCGCCGGAGCUGGUAGCGUGCGGGCUCUCCUAGCAUCCCCCAAGGCAGCCGGGAAAUUCGCGGGAGCGAUACAGAUGAGCAAUGUUGGAGGUACGAAAUACGAUAUGACAUACUCGAAGUACUACACCAUUGCCGAGGAAAUGGAGGUUGCUGGAAAUGCUAUUUUGAAAGAUGCAGGUUGCGCAAAUGCGACGUCGAAACUAGAUUGCUUACAAGAUGUAUCGCCACAGACACUCGUGGGCUUGAGUGAUACUGCGAGGUGGCCGGUCGUUGACGGGACUUAUUUGAUAUCUGACGCGCUUCAACUCGAUGGGCCUACGCUACCUGUUCGCAUUAUGAUGGGUAUCACGCGUAAUGACGGCGGGCCGUUUAUCAGUUUCCCAACCACUACAAACGAGACCGAAUACCUCAUAUCCCAGGGCUUUGACGUACCGCCUGCCGACCUUUUCCCAGUUGCAGACAUCGAGAAUAAGACUCUAGCAUUAUUUGAGAUGGGCACCCGCCUCGUAACGGACGGCGUCUUCCGCUGCGACGCCCACGCCACUGCCUACGCCGGUCUCCAGAAUGGUCGAUUCAAUCCGGUGUACCUAUACGAAUUCAAUAGAACAUACCAGCUCUCAGCAUGGCCCGGAAUCGACCUCUGCCAGCCGCCAAAAUCUGCCGGCCACCCGGACGGCGAUCCAAACGCCGAGUACCUCAAAUGCCACUCGGGAGAGCUGUACUACGUAUUUGGCAAUUUAGCACGGCAGAAUCUUCCUCUGCGGGAUGAAUUCGACUUGCCAUUCGAGCGGUUGAUCGUUGAUUCCUUUAGUUCGUUUGCGAGGUCUUUCAACCCCAACCCUGAUCCAGAGUUUCUGGAAGCUAGGGGCUACACGAGUACAUUGGAAGAGAUUGAAAGCAGUGGAGAAUGGUUGCCUUCAACUGUCGAGGGUGAUAUGACUAUGCGAACACUGCAAUGGCCUAGCAUCCAAGGACCGUUCACAGAGACGGAGCAGUGUGAAGGCUUAGGGUUAGGGUUGGGUUAUUACUUAUCCUAGGUAACUUUAGAGCAAUAGAAGUAGUCAAAUUCGCAAGUUCGAUUUCUUGUACCAUUAUAAAAAUCAUACACUUAAAGCGGAGGGUGUUUCUAAAAUUCACCCCUAUUUACCAAG